Messenger RNA from Acanthoscelides obtectus, 1000 nucleotides. The record is from the annotation of a GenBank genome assembly. Lineage: Eukaryota; Metazoa; Arthropoda; Insecta; Coleoptera; Chrysomelidae.
AUUUUUCGGUUCGGCAACACCGCUGUGGAUUGUUAUGUGUACAUGUUUUGUGGUGGACAACAUUUCCGUUUCCGUAGCAGCAGCCAUCUUGUUUUCCCUUUCAAAAAGUUGGGUUAAGGAGGUGAGCAUGUAAUGAAUUACAACCACAUAUUUUUUUUACAAUAUCGAUAUUUUAACAUUGAUUGUAAUUCGAUUGAAUCAUUCUAGAUCACCAUGUCGUCUCACCUAGUUUGGAGUAUCAUUCGUAACAACAACGCUUUUCUACUGAAGAAAAGGAACAUCUCCAAACCUUUCAGUACGGAGCCCAAUAACUUAACAAAUGUCAAUUCCUACAGAUAUAAUGGGUUGAUCCAUAAAAAGUCUGUUGGAAUUGUGGAUGCACCUGACAAAAAGGGAUUCACUGUUGUCUACAAAAAAGCUAGCAAACAGAACAAGCCUAGACAAAGUAUUGUCAAAAGGACAAUGAAAUCAGGUCCCCGUCGGUCACUGUACAAGCUUAAGCGUCUCAUGAAGUGCAACAAAUAUCGUACAGAUCUUACAAAGGCUGCUUUAAGAAGAGCUAGUGCUGUCCUGAAGUCUCAGAAGCCUUUGCCUGCAAAGAAACAAAAGCCUAAGAAGGAAUAGUAAUUUGCAACUUUCUGCUUCAAAUAGAUUUCUUAUUCAUAUUUUUUAAAGCAUCAAUGUCUGCUCCAUAUGAGAUGCACUUCUAAUGACAAUUUAACAACUUGCUUUAUGGACAUAUAGUCACAACUGCUACCUGUUAAGAUAUAGGCUAUGUAUGCUCCUGUGGCUUGUGCUCAUGAAGCAAAUUGGUAAAAGUCAAGAUUUAUGAUUUGUUUAUUUGAAAGAAAAAUAUUGUGGAGAAAAACAGUAUGUAAAAGAAUUUUGUUUUUGUAAGAUAUAAAUAAGAAAUAAAAGAAAUUAAAAACAUGUUUUUCAUUGAUUUAUAAAGAUUAAUUUUAUCUAUAAAAUGUAUAUGACUGUGUAACCAAUAAGAAUU